UAUUCACAGUCUGACAUUCCGGAAGUGAACUUAGUAGCAGUAGACGAUUCUCUGAGGUAUGCCUCUGCAUCCGCGGGGGUCAGAAAAUCCACAAAAGAGGCACCAUUAUACAGGUGCAGCCGCACUGGGUAAAGUAGAGCAAACUUUUUAUUUUACUGGAUAAGACGGGAGCAUAAGGGAGCAUAAUCUCUCCUGGCUUUGGACAGUUCUGCUGAGUAAUCCUGAAAAAGUAAAAUCUUAUGGACGUCCCAGGUGAGCUGCUUGAUUUUUCGGGAUGCAGACCAAAAUAAUUCCUUAUGCAGAAAAUUCAAAGGCUUAAAAAUCACAGCUCUGGGUCUGGCUCCCUCUUGUGGCCUUACAGGGCCCAGCCUAUGUGCUCUCUCUAUAAUUAAAUCAGAACAUCUGUCCUGCACGUUUAACAUCUCCGGUGCAUGAUCUCUUUACUGUUUUGAGAUGUGGACUUUUUAAGAUUAGCAACAUCCGCGAAAGUCUCCCCUAAUGUCUGUUCCAUACCAAGAAUUCUUUGGAUUUUCAUUCCAGCCAGCCAGAUUACGUCAGACGCCCGACGGGUGGAGACGUGCCGCAGCCAGACGGGACAUGACUGCGGAGACGGAGCAGCAGGAGCGGUACAGGUAACUGAAGAUGGCUUUGACAAAAGAGGGGAGAAUUGAGAAAUUGGUCCUGUCACGAUCACAACAGAUCCAGAGAAAUUUCAGAAUGAACUUAAAGAACUCUAUGUACAGGGAGGUGGUGAUUGUCCAGAGAUGAGCGUUGGAGCUAUUAAAAUUGCUCUGGAAAUAUCUCUACCUGGAUCUUUUAUUUAUGUUUUUACUGAUGCAAGAUCUAAGGAUUACCAUCUUGCUAAUGAUGUCCUACAGUUGAUACAACAGAAGCAGUCACAAGUUGUGUUUGUGCUAACUGGAGACUGCGAUGACAGAAGUCAUGUGGGUUAUAAGAUAUAUGAAGAAAUUGCUUCUACUAGCUCUGGCCAAGUAUUUCACCUGGACAAGAAGCAAGUUAAUGAGGUCUUAAAAUGGGUAGAAGAAGCUGUUCAGGCUUCCAAGGUCAACCUUGUGUCUACAGACCACUUGAGUGGAACAUCAUAUACCUGGGAAAUUCCAUUUGACCCAAGCCUAAAAGAAGUUACUGUGUCACUGAGCGGGCCCUCUCCAGACAUCACUCUCCAUGAUCCAUUAGGAAGGCAGAUGAAGCUAGAAACAGGUCUUAAUGAGUUAUUAAAUAUAUUUAAUUCUGCUAAAGUACUAAAUGUUAAAGAACCAGUGGCUGGGAUGUGGAAAAUUAAGACAUCAAGUAAUGGACGUCAUUCAGUGAGAAUCACAGGUGUCAGUACAAUAGACUUUCGGGCAGGGUUUUCCAACAAACCUACGUUAGAUUUCAGUACAACAUCCAGCAGACCUAUACAAGGGAUUCCCACAUAUGUGCUUUUGAACACAACCGGAUUACAACACCCAGCAAGAAUCGAUCGUCUUGAGUUGUUGAGUACAUCAGGACGUGUUCUGGAGACACUUCCAAUAAAGUAUUAUCCAGACAGAAUACCCUAUGAGAUAUGGAAUGUAACUGAAUUUAUCCCACCAAAGGAAGUAUUUUUCCUCAGAAUAACAGGUUAUGAUAAAAAUGAUUACCUGUUUCAGCGGGCGUCCAGUGUUUCAUUUUCUAAUGUUGUUCCAGGAGCUCCAAAAGUGUUAAUGCCCAAAGUAACUCCUGGCUACUACCUGCAGCCUGGUCACAUUCCUUGCUUGAUAGAAAGUCUUAUACCCAUAACUGUGCGUUUCAGCAAGAAUGACAUCAGAUUGGGUGCAGAGCAAAAAUUCCAAGAAUCCAUCAAUGCAAGCUGGGAGAUAGCCAAUGUUUCAUCCCAUGAUGAAGGGUUUUUUGAAUGCUUUGCUACUAGUACAGCAGGCAGUGCGCAGGCUCAGACAUUUUUUGAUGUAAAUGAACCCCCACCUGUAAUAAAAGCUUUACAUAAUCUGACAGUCAAUAUUGGAAAUCAAGCUAUACUGACGUGUGAUGUCUUGAGCACAGUUCGUUACAAUUUUACGUGGCGUAGGAACAACCUUGAUUUAAUACAUGAAAACACUUCUACGAUUUACAUUCUGAGCAACAAUUCUCUGAAGAUAACAAGUGUAAAGAUCAGUGAUGCAGGAGAAUAUGUAUGCUCUGCAGACAAUGAAGGUGGAAGAACUGCAGCUUCUGUAUUCCUUGCAGUACAAGAUCCACCAAACGUUGUUGUAGAUCCCAGAAAUACCACUUUUACUAAAGGAUCCAGGAUUAAAUUGAAGUGCUCUGCAACAGGUUAUCCCCAACCUCAGUUACUUUGGAUGCACAAUGACAUGUUUGUCAGAUUCUCCAACAGGUAUAUAUUAACAGAAGACGGUAGCUUUAUUAUUAAAAAUGCACUGGACAAAGACUCAGGAAUUUACACAUGCCUGGCAACUAACGCUGCUGGAACAGAUAGUCAGGCAUCAAUACUUGUAUAUAUUGAUGCUCCUGUUGUGAGAGUCUUCCAGAAAGAAAUGUUGGUAGCAGCUGAGACAGAGACUAUGAUGCAGUGCGAAACAACAGGUGUUCCUAAGCCUCAGGUGCACUGGUUCAAAGGUGAUGUAAAGUUAAGCACAUCAUCACGAAUGUCUAUUGAUGAUCAUCUUGGGACUUUGAGAAUUAAAACAACGCUGUAUUCAGAUGAGGGAGAAUAUACCUGUGUGGCAAUUAAUGAGGCUGGAAAAGCAAAUGGAAAAGUUAUCCUCCGUGUUGGCUCUGCUCCUGUGUUCACAGAGAGCCCAAGUGAUAUAGCAAUGGAUAUAGGAUCAGAUGUGACAUUGCUCUGUACUGCUCGUGGAUUCCCAGAACCUAAAAUAAAAUGGAGAAAAUUAAAUCACACAUCCAAACAUUCAAAACCACUUAUGUAUAACCAGAGGACUGGGACACUACAUAUUACUAAUCUGUGGGUAGGAGAUGAAGGAACCUAUCUCUGUGAAGCUGAGAAUCAGUUUGGAAAAAUUAAAUCCCAAAUUACUGUUACGCUAACAGGAUUAGUUAUUCCUGUUAUUGGAGAGAGCCCUUCCGUAGUGAAUGUCAUUGAAGGAAACCAGAUCACCUUGCCAUGUGUUAUAUUAGCCGGAAAUCCUCUUCCAGUCAGACAAUGGGUUAAGAAUAACAUAUUAUUGGUUUCAACACCAUAUGUUAGUGUACGAACAGAUGGAAGUCUUCAUCUGGAAAGCGUCCACUUGAAAGAUGGUGGGGAGUAUGUAUGUACAGUGACAAACGCUGUCGGUGCCAGCAGAAAAGAAACAACUCUCAAUGUAUAUGUUAGUCCAAUUAUUCAACAUGGACCCCAGAUUUUUAGUACAGUUGAAGGGCAUGCAGUGUCUCUACCAUGCAAAGCCAGCGGAGUACCUAAACCAUCUAUUAUCUGGAAAAAGAAAGGAGAAAUUAUUGUUCAGAAUAAUGAUUCCACAAUCAUUGAAUCGGAUGGAAGCCUGUUCCUAUCUGCUCCAGGAGGGGAGGAUUCUGGAGAAUAUAUGUGCAGUGCAGUAAAUGCUGCAGGUUAUGCAGCACGUAAAGUUCAACUAACAGUCUACGUUAAACCCAGAAUUUUGAAUCCAGCAGAUGCCAAAGGAAGUUCUAAAAGUCAUAUAGAAAUAUCAGUGAAAGUAGGUGAUGAUGUGACACUGCCAUGUGAGGUAAAGAGUAUGCCUCCUCCAUUCAUUACAUGGGCAAAGGAGAGACAGCUUAUUUCUCCAUUUUCUCAGAGGCACAAUAUUCUUCCAACCGGGUCAAUGAAGAUAUUUGAUACUAGAAUUACUGAUGCAGGGAUAUAUACUUGUGUAGGUACAAAUAUAGCAGGAAAUAUUACACAGUCAAUAAAGCUCAAUGUAUAUGUCCCACCCAAAAUCCAAAGAGGCCCUAAAACUAUAAGAGUAAAUGUUGGACAAAGCUUUGAAAUUGCAUGUAUAAGUCAUGGGAUACCAGCACCCAGAACAUCCUGGUACAAAGAUGGAAGAAUAUUAGAGGUGAAUGAAAGACAUCAGGAUGCGACACUUAGAGUUGAGCGUGCAGAACUUUCAGAUGCAGGAAUGUACACCUGUAUUGCUAGUAACCUAAUCAGCCAGGACAAUGCAAAUGUGACUGUAGAAAUUCGAGCACCUCCUACUUUAUCUGACCUGGAACCUCCUUAUGACAAAACAAACCAGGAGAGAAUUUCCAGCCAACAGGUUUCAUUCCCCUGCCCAGCAAAAGGUAAACCUAAACCAAUCAUUAAAUGGUUGCACAAUGGCAAAGAGUUAACUGGAACAGAACCUGGCAUUAACAUUACAGAGGAUGGGACAUUGCUCAUUAUCAAUUCCUUAACACUAUAUAACAGUGGAGAAUACAAGUGUGUGGCCACUAAUGAAGCAGGAUUAACGGAGAGAAAAUACAAUUUAAAGAUCCAUGAUCCGCCAACUAUUAAAGAAAAGGAAAAAUUGACGAAUGUAUCUGUUUUGCUGAACCAUGCUACAGGCUUAUUUUGUGAUGCUACAGGGAGUCCUUCACCUCUGAUCACGUGGUAUAAUGGAAGCAUACAGGUUGUUGAAAGUGAUAAUGUCCACAUUUUGGAAAAAGGAAAAAUACUGAAGAUACUUGAAACAUCUGUGUCAGAUUCUGGACACUUUACUUGCACAGCUACUAACAUUGCGGGGAGCUCUGAGAAACAGUUCUUUGUAAAUGUUUUAGAUCCUCCUGAAAUUGUUAAUAGUGGAAUCAUCAGUGAUAUGUCUGUGAUUUUUGGAAGUAAAGCUAAGAUGGAGUGUGUGGUGAAAGGGAAACCAUUUCCAGUCAUCCAGUGGUUCAAAGAAAAUAGAUUGCUUGAUACGGGAGACUCGAAUGUGAUCAUUUCAGAAAAUGGACAAAGUCUAUACAUAAAGAGAGUACAUCUAAGUGAUGGUGGACAUUACAAAUGUGUAGCAACUAAUUCAGCAGGUUCACAAAGUAAAGAAAAUAAAUUAACUGUUUUUGUUCCACCCAGCAUCAAGAAUGAAAACACUACAACACAUUUAUCAUUCAAUGUGGACAAUGAAAUACAUUUGGAAUGUGAUGCAAAGGGAAUUCCACACCCAACAAUAACAUGGUAUAAAGAUGGACACAUAAUUGUUCCCAGCACACAUGUCAUUUUCAUUGAGAAUGGUAAAUAUCUACAGAUUUCUGAGGCUAAGAUCACAGAUUCAGGCAAUUACAUAUGCCACGUGGCUAACCCUGUCGGACAUGCAGAGAAGACAUAUCAAGUUGAUAUUUAUGUUCCAGCUUCAGUUGAUGGAGAAUUUAGCAAACCUCAUGGUAAAAAGGUCAUCGCUGGUACCCCACUUAUACUGGAGUGUAAAGCCAGUGGCCAUCCAGUACCUUUAAUAACCUGGCUAAAAGAAGGAGUGCCUAUCCAGACAAAUGGCAACAUUCGUCUUCUGUAUAGUGGCAAACAACUGGAGAUAAAAACAACUGAGGAGUAUGACCAUGGGCAAUAUACUUGUGUGGCUACUAAUAUAGCCGGAGAAGCUCAAAUAAAAUAUGAUGUUAGUGUUUUAGUACCGCCGACCAUAGAAGAUACAGAUGAUCCCGGAGAUUACAUUGUUAUUGCCAGUACUCCUCUGGAAUUGGAAUGUUAUGUUAAAGGAACACCCUUCCCAACUGUAAAGUGGUUGAAAAAUGGAAUUCCCCUAGAGGUCAGCAGUGAUUUACAUAUACAGUCAAAUGGACAAAAACUCUUCAUUCCAAAUUCAGAGUCAUCAGAUAGUGCAGUGUACGAGUGCAUUGUCAGUAAUGAAGCUGGGACCAGCAGAAAACUGUAUAACAUUAGUGUCCAUGUUCGUCCUUCCAUAAAACCUGAGCAAUCACCAAUAUCUGUAUUAAUGCACAAAGCAGUAACUUUACGAUGUAUUGCUAGUGGAAUUCCUGGUCCCCACAUUACUUGGUUAAAAGAUGGACUACCAUUUAAUGUUGUCAAAGAAAAUCUCAGGGUGGGAUCAUUUGGUCGCAUUUUGCAGUUCAGAAAUACUCUGUUAGAAGAUGCUGGGAAAUACACCUGUGUGGCAACAAAUGCAGCCGGAGAAGCUGAGCUAAACAUUUGGUUAAAUGUUUAUGAGCCUCCAAAAAUAGAGAAUUCAGGUGAAGUCCUUUAUGAAACAGUACUUGCCAAUCACCCUGUGAUACUUGAAUGUAUAGCAUCAGGCAACCCUCAUCCUGUUGUUACUUGGUCAAAGGAUAACCACCCUCUCAUAGCAACUGGUGGAGAUAUCUUGUCAAAUCAUGGAAAAGUAUAUCAGAUAAUAAGUGCUCAGAUUUUAGAUGCUGGUGUUUAUAAAUGCAUAGCAAGUAGCAUAGCAGGCACAGCUGAACUCACUUAUGUUCUGCAGGUACAAGUUCCUCCAUUUAUUUUUGGUACAAAUGAACCUGUUACUGUGAUAAUCAACAAUCCCUUAAGGCUGGAAUGUGAAGCCACUGGGUUCCCAACGCCUGGUUUAACAUGGUUAAAAAAUGGUAGUCCAGUAUCCAGUAUCCGUGGUGGAAUUCAGAUACUUUCAGGUGGCAGAGUUCUGUUAUUAACAUCAUCACAGGUUGGUGAUUCAGGAAAAUAUACAUGUGUGGCAGUUAAUGCUGCUGGAGAACAGCAAAAGGAUUUUGACUUAUCUGUGUUUGUGCCACCAAACAUCAUGGGAGAAGAACAAAAUGUAUCAGUCUUACUAAGUGAAACACUGGUGAUGAAGUGUGAAAGCAAUGCAGUACCCCCUCCUGCACUGACCUGGUUCAAAGACUGGACACCACUGGUAAACAGAUCAGGUCUCAUGAUUUCUGACAAUGGAAGUAUUCUAUGGGUUGAGGGUGCUCAGGUGACAGACACUGGGCGAUACUCUUGUGAGGCUGUUAACAUUGCUGGUAAAACCGAAAAAAACUUCAAUGUCAAUGUAUUGGUUCCUCCCACGAUAAAGGAUUCCUCAGAAGCAUCAGAGGUUAUAGUCAUUGAAGGAACACUAAUUAGCCUUGUGUGUGAUUCAAGCGGCAUUCCAGCUCCAACAUUGUCCUGGAAAAAGAAUGCUGUUGCACUAAAGCCAGAUGGUACUGGACGAGUGCGUUCACAUUCUGGAGGACGACACCUGCAGAUUGUGGCAGUUGUGAAAUCAGAUGCAGGAUCAUAUACUUGCACUGCUUUUACCUCGGCAGGGACUGCGACAAAGACGUAUAAUGUGAAGGUUUAUGUUCGUCCCACUAUAAAUGACAGUGGAAAAGUUCCCACAGAGGUUGUGGUGGUCCAAGGAAAUAAUGUGACUCUUGAGUGUGAGUCCAAUGGAGAACCUCAGCCCAUGUUGACCUGGCUGAGAGAUGGCGUUCCUGUAAUUAAUGGAGAUGGAUUCAAAAUCCUCAACAAUGGGAGACAACUUCAUUUAGAGAAGGUUCAUGUGUCAAGCUCUGGCCAUUAUGUGUGUGUAGCAGUGAAUGUGGCUGGACAAUCUGAUAAGAAAUACGACCUAAGGGUAUUUAUCGCCCCAAGAUUCUCUGGAGGAUUUCAGGAGCAUGAAAAUGUAAGCGUUGUAGAGAAAAAUCCAGUGACGCUAUCAUGUGAGGUUUCGGGGAUCCCACCACCCAGAGUAACAUGGUACAAGGAUAACCGUCUCAUCAACCUGAAUCAGACACCCCAAGUAAUGUCAGGUGGUAUGAUCCUCCGCUUUUUACACACUGCAGUCUCAGAUGCCGGAAGAUACCACUGUGUGGCUUCAAAUGCUGCAGGAGAAGAGAUUAAGCAUUUCCACCUAAAUGUAUUAGUGCCACCUAGAUUUGUCGAGAAUGUUUUGGAAAAUGUAAAGAUAAAAGAAAAAAGCCACGUGAACCUUUCCUGUGAAACAACAGGUAAUCCUGUACCACAGAUAAUAUGGCUGAAAGAUGGACAGCCUUUGCAGGAGGACAGUCAUCAUCGACUUGAAAAUGGGGGACAGAAUUUUCAAAUCACCAGUGCCAUAGUAUCAGACACAGGACGGUAUAUAUGUGUUGCUUCCAAUUUAGCAGGGGAUAAAAGCAGAAGCUUUAGUCUUGGUGUUAUGGUAUCUCCAACAAUUUCUGGUGCCAAACCUAAGGAAUCGCCUGAGGAUGUCAGUGUGAUUCUGCACAGCUCAGUGUCACUAUCCUGCGAUGUUUACUCCCAGCCCCCGGCCACCAUAUCCUGGUAUAAAGAUGGAAAUAAGAUCCAAUCAAAGGAUGAUGUCAGGAUUCUACCAGGUGGGCGUACUCUUCAGAUCUUAAAAGCUCAAGAAGGCAGUUCAGGGAAGUACAGCUGCAUUGCAUUUAAUGAGGCCGGACUUGGUGAACAUCAUUAUAAUUUGAAAGUCUAUAUUCCACCCCGAAUUACAAAGGAUGAUUUUACAGGAAUUGGGAUAUUUUCAAAGCAGGUGAAAGCCAAAGUAAACACCAACUUUACUCUUGAAUGUGAUGUGAAGGCAUUCCCACUGGCCACAGUCACAUGGUACAAAGAUGGACAGACAUUUGAUCCUGAGAAUCUAUUGAUGGUUAAUGGAAAUAAGCUCUAUGUAGAUAAAGCACAGCUGUCAGAUACCGGGCGUUACACCUGUGUGGCAUCCAAUAUCGCUGGAGAAGAUGAAUUAGACUUUGAUGUCAUUAUACAAGUGCCUCCAAUCUUUCCAAAGCUGUCCGGACUCUUGCUGAAUGCUGAAAGCAACAUCAUUGGAAGAAAUGGCGAUAACAAAGAUGUCAUUGUCAACAACCCAUUUUCACUUUAUUGUGAAACCAAUGCUGUGCCACCACCAACUAUCACAUGGUAUAAGGAUGGCAACUUGUUGACCUCAAGUGACAAAGCAUUUAUAUUGCCAGGGGGACACAGUCUACAGAUUGCAAGGGCACAAAUAGAGGAUACUGGAUCCUAUUAUUGUGUUGCUAUAAAUGAAGCUGGAAAAGAUUCCCUACAUUAUAAUGUCCGGGUUCUAUUACCUCCAACUUUUGAAGAAGCCAAUGAAAAUUUGUUAGAGAAUAUUACGUCUCUGGCAAAUCACACAAUAUUGUUGGACUGCAGUGUGAAAAGCGAUCCUGCGCCCACAGUACACUGGCAGAAAGACGGACAUGUCAUCAAGGAAGGAAAACAAUAUCAGAUUUUAUCCAGUGGAUUAUAUCUGCAGAUCACAAAUGCUCAGUUACUGGAUACUGGACGAUAUAUCUGCAUUGUUGAGAAUGAGGCAGGAAGUGCACAGAAGCUGUUUAACAUAAACAUUCAUGUUCCUCCCAGAGUCGCAGGCAGUAUCUUUGAAAAUGUCACUGUUGUAGAAAAUAAUUUUAUUUCUCUGACUUGUGAAGUAACUGGAUUUCCACCACCUUCAAUAAACUGGCUAAAGGAUGGCAAUAUCCUUACUAGUAGCAAGCAUCUGUUUAUUGUGCCAGGUAGCAGGAUAUUACAGAUCCCUCAAACCAAACUGGCAGAUGCUGGAGAAUAUGUAUGUAUUGCCAAUAACCAAGCCGGAGAAAGCAAGAAAAGAUUCUCUCUUAAUGUCUAUGUGCCUCCUACAAUCCUUGGUGGUAGCAGUGAUUCCAGUAUUGAGGUUAACAUUGCUUCAUCCUUCUCGAUGGAAUGUGAAUCAAAUGCUAUCCCACCUCCUGUUACCAGCUGGUAUAAGAAUGGCCAGUUGCUUGUAAACUAUGCUAAUUACAGGAUCCUAAAUGGAGGACAGACAUUAAAUAUUAAGAGUGUUCAGGUAUCUGAUACUGGGGAAUAUGACUGUAUUGCAACAAAUGUUGUAGGACAUGACAGGAAGAAAUUUUUGCUGAAUGUUCAUGUUCCUCCAAGUAUACAAGGUCCACAGGAGGAGUAUCACAAUGGAACUAUCCCAAACUCUGUUACCUUUUCGUGUGAUGCUUAUGGGAUUCCUACACCAACAAUUAACUGGCUUAAGGAUGGAAAUCAGAUAAAUCAUUCAGAUUUAUUGGAGACUUACUUCCUUUCUGGCGGGAGCAAAAUGAAAAUAACCAGAGCUCAGCUCACAGAUGGUGGAAAUUACACAUGUCUUGCAUCAAAUGUAGAAGGCAGAGCUCAGAAACACUUCAUUCUGACUAUUCAAGUUCCCCCUAGCAUUGCUGGCUCUGGAACUCCAAAUGAGAUCAACGCUUCACCAGCUGAAGACAUACAGAUGGUGUGCACGUCUGGUGGAAUUCCUGCACCUUACAUUUACUGGCUAAAGGAUGGAAAACAUAUCAGCCACAAUGGUCACUUCCUCAUUAACAAAACCCGGAGUGGAGACAUUUUAUCCAUUCUAAAUGUUCAAGUAGCUGAUAUGGGAAAAUACACAUGCGUGGCUACCAAUUCUGCUGGUGAAGAUGACAGGAUAUUCAACUUAAACGUACAUGUUCCUCCAAAGAUUGCUGAUAACCAAGGAAAACCCUUAGCACUGACAGCGAUUUUAGAUACUUCAAUAAACAUUGAAUGUCUGGUAACUGGUGACCCAACACCGCAAAUCAAUUGGCUGAAAAAUGGUCUCCCACUUUCUGUGUCCUCACAAAUACGACUUCUUUCUUCAGGACAAGUGUUCAGGAUUUCCAGAGUACAGAAAUCUGAUGAAGGUUCCUACACUUGUAUUGCUUCAAACAGAGCUGGCGUGGACAAAAAAGAUUACAAUUUAAAAGUCUACGUGUUGCCGAGCAUGGAUGAUGCAGACAUAACUGAACAGCUGUCCACUGUAAAGGGAAACCCUACCAUAAUGACAUGUAUUGCUGAUGGGCAUCCUGUGCCCCAUAUGUCGUGGCUAAAAGAUGGAAAUGCUAUUCAUCAUGUACAGGGUGAAAGGAUGGUACUGCAGAUCCCGAAUACAGACAUGAGUGACAUUGGCAGAUACACAUGUAUUGCAGCUAACGAGGCAGGCAGUGUCCGCAAGCACUUCAUACUCGAUGUUCUUGAGCCCCCGCAUAUUAAUGGAUCAGAAAACACAGAUGAAUUGUCAGUGGUUGUCAAUAACCAAUUAGACCUUGUUUGCUACACAAUGGGUUUCCCACCCCCGAUAAUAACUUGGCUUAAAGAUGGCCAGAUGGUUUCUCAGACUGACAAUGUCAGCUUCAUGAGAGGAGGACAGAUACUUCACAUAGCAAGUGCCCAGGAAGAGCACAUUGGACUUUAUACUUGUGUGGUAUCAAACCGUGCAGGAGACGCUAAAAAAGAAUUUUCUGUAAAGGUUCAUAUGCCUCCAAACAUUGCCGGCAUCAGCGGAAUCCAUAAUAUUACAGUGCUGCAAAAUAAGCAAAUUAGUCUGGAAUGUAAAUCUGAUGCUAUCCCAGCACCAGAAAUUACAUGGCUAAAGGAUGACAGUCCAUUAUCGAUCAGCUUCCGAGUGCAAAUUCUAUCCGAUGGACGAUAUCUGCAGAUUGACAAUGCUGAGGUGACAGAUACUGGAAGAUAUACUUGUAUUGCUAGUAAUAUUGCUGGACAAACCACCCGAGAGUUUGUGCUGAACAUCUAUGUUCCUCCUUCAAUAAAAGAGGGGCCUAAUUUAGUGACCACCUUGGAUAACAAGCCUGCUCAUUUGGAGUGUAUUGCUACUGGUGUCCCUUCACCACGUGUGUCAUGGAGAAAGGACGGCUCUAUUCUGCCUGGAAAUAAUGACAGGUAUUUAAUAUCAGAAUCUGGUUCUCUCUACUUUCCAUCAGCUGAUACCACAGACUCUGGUUAUUACUUCUGUCUAGCAACUAAUGCAGCUGGAUCCAACCAGAGGCAAAUUGAGCUUCUAGUUUAUGAUCCUCCAGUCAUAAAUCCAGGUCCAAGAAAUGUCACAGCAAUCAUAAACCUCCAAACAACAUUGGUUUGCAAUGUGACAGGUACCCCUAAGCCAAAAGUGGAAUGGAAGAAAAAUGGACAUCUAAUUAACACAGAGAUAAAUCAGAAUAUUUACAGACUUCUGUCUUCCGGAUCACUCUUGAUCAUCUCUCCAACUAUAGAUGACACAGGGUCAUAUGUGUGUACUGCUUCAAAUGAUGCUGGGCAUGAUGAAAGUGAGGUUUAUCUGUCAGUACUAGUACCAUCAUCCAUUGCUGAUGAAGUGUCAAAUAUUUUUGUGAAUAAAUUGUCAUCUGCUAUAAUUCCCUGUACUACAUAUGGUGUUCCGCAACCAGCAGUCCACUGGUUGAAGGAUGGAAUAAACCUUCCUCCUAAAGGAGACAGCUACAAGACACUGGCAUCUGGAAGUAUUGAAAUACCACAUACAGAAUUAACUCAUGCCGGAAGGUACAUCUGCAGGGCGAUUAAUGAGGGCGGCUCUGCAGAAAUUCAUAUAAAUCUCCAUGUUCAAGAGGUACCCAUCAUACUUGGUCAAGCUGAUUACAUGGAGGCAAUCCUAAAUCACUCUGUUACACUUUUAUGUGAUGCCCUGGGGUCUCCCCCACCUACUAUAACAUGGCAAAAAGAAGGUGUUGGUAUAAAAACAGGAAAUCGUUACACAAUACUCUCCAAUGGUAACCUUAAAAUUGUGAUGGUCACCCAAGAAGAUGUUGGUACUUACACUUGUAUUGCACAGAAUCCAGCUGGUACCGCACUGGGGAGAAUUAAACUGAAAGUUCAUGAGCCACCAGUGAUAAAACCACACCAGAAAGAAUACACUGUUGUUGUGGAUAAAUCUGUCACCAUGUUGUGUGAGGCCCAUGGGAGCCCAGCACCUGAGAUUGGCUGGCAUAAAGAUGGAGCACCUCUUGCUAAGUCACCUGGACAGAGGAUAAUUGGCACUGGCGGUUUACAGAUAGCAUUUGCCCAUCCAGAUGAUGCAGGCCAGUACAUGUGUACAGCAGAAAAUGUGGCAGGGACUAUCAGUUCCAGCAUGAACCUAUCUGUUCUGAUUCCUCCUCAAAUUCUAAAAAACAGCAAAGAAUUGUCAGUGACACACAGCUCCCAAAUUAUAAUUUCCUGUACAGCAUAUGGAAAUCCAGCUCCAGAAAUAUCCUGGAUGAAGGGCAAUGUCCUGAUAACAGAUAAGACUGGGAAACAAGCAGUGCUGAAAUCUGGGGAAUUUGUCUUGCACAAUGCUGAGCAUGAUGAUGUUGGUAAUUACACCUGUAUGGCUAAUAAUGUUGCUGGAACGGACUUCCACACAGUAGUCCUCACCAUUCACUAUCGUCCAUCUUUUACUGAACUGCCCACAAAUGUGUCACUUAAUGAAGGAGAAAAGCUACAGUUAUCAUGUAAAGCAACAGGAAGUCCUUUACCGCAAAUAACAUGGGCCAAUAAGGAUAGAAUUAUAAUUGCACCAGCUGGAAGGUCUAAACUUCUGAAUGAUCUUGUUAUUGAGAGGGUUUCAAAACAGGAUGCUGGUACAUAUACCUGCAUAGCAGAAAACAUAGUAGCAGCAAUCAAUACCACAGUAUAUGUAUUUGUGAAGGACCCUCCUGUUAUUGUCGAAAUCCAUAAUGCCAACCAGAGUGUGCCCUUAGGGAGCAGCAUUAUCUUGCAUUGCACAGUAAGAGGAAAUCCUACCCCUAAGAUAGAGUGGAGCAAGAAAGGAAAUGGUAUUCUGUUUAACAGGCGGUUUAAACAGUUUCAGAAUGGAUCUCUAGCUAUUUACAAUACUGUGAAUGAAGAUGCUGGUGAUUACACAUGUGUAGCUACAAAUGAUGCUGGUGUAACAGGACAUACAGUGACAUUAUCUCUGCAAAAACUACCCAUUAUAACAGUUCAUCCAAUUAACACUACUGUGAAUGCUGGUGCAACUGUGGUUUUAGACUGUCAGUCAGAAGGAGAACCAAAGCCUGACAUUUAUUGGGCCCGUCUGAGUCAUCCCAUCUCUGGGGAUAAUCGUCUUACAGUGUUGCCAAACAACUCUCUGCAAAUUGUUGCAGCUUCCAAAGAAGACACUUCUGUUUAUGAAUGCAGAGCUACCAAUAUCAUGGGAUCAGCUAUUGUAAAGGCUUUAUUCACUGUGCAAGUGCACGGUGGUUUUUCUGAGUGGCUGUCGUGGCAGUCCUGCAGCGUGACUUGUGGCCAGGGAGUUCAGAAACGAGUGCGACAAUGUGACAACCCUGCCCCAGCAAAUGGCGGAUUGGCCUGUCAAGGAGAAGAGACUGAGACCAGGAUCUGUCAAAAUAAACAGUGCCCAGUUGAUGGGAGUUGGUCAGACUGGAGCCCAUGGGAGCAGUGUUCUAAAACAUGUUCAAGUGGUAAACGUACAAGAAUACGAAUGUGUAAUGAUCCCCCUGCCCAAGAAGGUGGGAAAUCAUGUGUUGGAAAAUCCGUUGAUGUUGAAGUUUGCAAUUCAAAACCUUGUCCAGUUCAUGGUAUAUGGAGUCCAUGGCAAACCUGGAGUCCAUGCAGCAAGACAUGCGGAAAAGGAACUCAGACACGUAUAAGGUUCUGUAAUAAUCCCCCACCAUCAUUUGAAGGAGCAAAUUGUGAAGGACAGGACACACAAACACAGAUUUGCAAUGACCAGCACUGUCCAGUGGAUGGUAAAUGGUCAGCUUGGGGUAGCUGGACAUCCUGCAGUUUAUCAUGCGGAGGAGGACUUCGUCAAAGGUUUCGGGAAUGUGCAAAUCCAGCACCACAGUACGGAGGUCACAAAUGUGAAGGGAAAGAGUAUGAAAAUGAUCUCUGUAAUGGAGACCUGUGUCCAAUUCAUGGAAACUGGGGGACUUGGAGUUCAUGGGGAACCUGCAGCCGUACCUGUAAUGGGGGGCAGAUGAGGAGAUAUCGGACAUGUGACAACCCUGCUCCUUCGAACAGUGGUAGAGGCUGUGCUGGCACUGACACAGAUGUACACAAAUGUAACACAGACAAGUGUCCUAUUAAUGGAAAUUGGGGUCCAUGGGAAGCUUGGAGUAAAUGCUCUAGUUCUUGUGGAGGUGGACAGCAGAUUCGGACACGUUUGUGUAAACAUCCCAUCCAAUCUAACAAUGGUCGUACCUGCCAAGGAGAUUCCACGCAGCUGCUGAGAUGUAAUGUUCAUGCAUGCAAAGAAGGAGCUCAGUUUAUAAGAGGAACCCUGGUGGGAACUAUCAAUGAUGUAGACUUUGGCAUUGCUCUUCUCAAUGGUACAAUCACGAACUCCCCUGAAUCACACAGUAGUACAAUCAAGGCAACAUUUACCAACAUCCCUAAAAGCCUAGGCCCCUCUAUGAGGAAUCUUGCAUCUGUUCUGAAUCCUAUAUAUUGGACAGUAGCAAAAGAGACUGGAGAAGCAGUUAAUGGCUUUACGCUCACAGGUGGUGAAUUUAAAAGAGAAUCUCAAGUGGAGUUUGCAACAGGAGAAAUCGUGCAGAUCACUCACAUUGCACGAGGCCUUGAUGCUGAUGGCUCCAUUCUGCUGGAUACAGUUGUGAAGGGAUAUAUACUGCAACUACAGUCUUCUGUUGACAUAAAGGAUUACACAGAGGAUUAUGUCCAAACAGGUGUUGGUGAAAUCUAUGCAUACUCAACACGAAUGUUCUACUUGGGCGGAGUGAGUGUACCAUAUGCCUGGAAUCAUUCUAUUAGUUAUGCUCCCAGCCAUGGGAAAAUGCCUUUUAUGGUGGAGACAUUACAUGUGUCUUCUGUAGAAGCAGAAUACAACCCUCUAGAAGAAACUCUUGGCUUUCAGAUGCAUGCUUCCAUAUCCAAAGGUGAUCUGGAUGGUCAGUGUCCUUCUGGAUUUAAUGAUGUUUCGGGACUCUACUGUGCAGAUGAUGAUGAAUGUGCCACCCACAAACCAUGCUCACAUUUAUGCCACAAUAUUAUGGGAAGUUACUACUGCUCUUGUCCCAGAGGUCUCAUGAUCUCAGAUAAUGGAAGGACCUGUCAUGACAUUGAUGAGUGUACUCUGGAAGAUUCCAUCUGUCAUAAAAAUCAGCAGUGUAAAAACACAAUUGGUUCUUAUACAUGUGUUCUGAAGUGCGGAGUUGGAUUCACAGCUGCUACGAAUGGCCUAGACUGUCAAGACAUUAAUGAGUGCAAAGAGUCAAACCCUUGUCAUCAGCGCUGCAUUAAUAGCAUUGGAAGUUACCACUGUGGCUGUGAUCCAGGCUUUCAUUUGAAAGGCAGAAGAUGUUUUGAUCUAAAUGAAUGCCGCCAGACAGUGUGCAAGCCAGACCAGCUUUGUAAAAACACACGUGGUAGUUAUAAAUGCAUUGAUAUAUGUCCCUCUGGAUUUACCAAGGUGGAGAAUGGAUCAUGUGUAGAUAUUAAUGAGUGCAGAGAUGCUACACAUCGAUGUCAAAACAAUCAAAUAUGUGAAAACACGCACGGCAAGUAUCUUUGCACUUGUCCCCGUGGGUUCAAGUCUGAAGAUCCUGGGAAGCCUUGUGUAGAUAUCAAUGAAUGCGAAAAGCAAGAUGCAUGUCAACAUGAAUGCAAAAAUGUUCUUGGAAGUUACCAGUGUCUCUGCCCAAUCGGUUAUCAGCUAAUGGCCAAUGGAAAGACGUGUCAAGAUAUUGAUGAAUGCCUUGUCCAGGACAUUCAAUGUGGUGUGAACCAGAUGUGUUUCAACAUGAGAGGAAGUCACCAAUGCAUAGACACUCCUUGUCCUCCAAACUACCUCCGGGACUCUUCUUCUGGGUAUUGCCUGAAGAACUGUGCACCAAAUGAUUUGGAAUGUUCUCUCAGCCCAUAUGCCUUGCAGUACAAGUUGGUUUCACUUCCAUUUGGCAUUGCUGCUAAUCAAGACUUAAUCCGCUUGGUUGCUUACACACAGGACGGCAUAUUACAUCCAAGAACAACAUUCCUUAUAAUUGACGAAGAUCCUACACUGCCCUUUUCUAUAAGGGAAGAAAAUAUGAAAGGAGUUGUUUUUACCACUAGACCCCUGAGAGAGCCAGAAACCUAUAGAAUGAAAGUGAAAGCUUUAUCAUAUAGCAUAGAUCGCACCAUUGAAUAUCAGACUACUUUUAUUGUUUAUAUUUCUGUGUCCCCCUACCCUUACUAGGCAUUGUUUGUCAGUCUUGUUUUUAAGCCUUAUGCUAGUCUGUAAUUUAAUACUUGAAAGGUUUUCCAAUAUAGGAAGCUAUUUUGAUAAAUAAAAUACACCAUCUGUAAAUGAUUACUGCUUGCCUUUAGCAACCGAAGAUUCAUUAAACUGCCAAAUUGGUCAUUCAGAAAAGCAAAUAUGUUGUAGUUAGAGAUAUGUUUAUCAAUAGUUAUUUAUUAAGAAAAUCUUCCUGCUUUUAUAUAUUUAGUACAAUAUGCUAUUCCACUGAAAGCAAUAAUUAAAGUUUUGAAAUGAUCUUGCAAGAUAAUGUUUAAAAAUGAUGUUAACACAAUUAUGUUUAACUUGAACGUGUAAAACUGUUACAGUUUUUUAUAUAGUAGCAAAUACAUAAAUUCACCUUUCCAAAGUCUGAGUUAAUAA
This is a messenger RNA of Pseudophryne corroboree (corroboree frog), 17327 nucleotides long. RefSeq names its product hemicentin 1 (gene HMCN1). Gene Ontology annotation, biological process: homophilic cell-cell adhesion; synapse organization. Gene Ontology annotation, molecular function: calcium ion binding; axon guidance receptor activity. Lineage: Eukaryota; Metazoa; Chordata; Amphibia; Anura; Myobatrachidae. The record is from RefSeq and is a predicted model, not a curated record. The coding region runs from base 765 to 16904 and encodes 5379 amino acids. The transcript is spliced from 109 exons. Gene Ontology annotation, cellular component: neuronal cell body; plasma membrane; axon.